AUGGCCCCCUUCGGCACCCUCCACACAACCACAACCUUCCUCCACGCCCGCGUCACCAAGAUACUUGCCGCCGCAAACCUCAACGGCCUGGACGUCCAAGUCGAGCCAAACUUCCAGUACGGCAUCACGAACAAGACGCCCGCCUACCUCGCCAAAUUCCCGCACGGCAAGAUCCCGGCGUUCGAAACACCCACGGGCUUCUACCUCGCCGAGGCCAGCGCAAUCGCGUUCUAUAUCGCCGACUCCGGGCCCCUCCGAGACCAACUCCUCGGCCGCACGCCCGAGGACAGGGCGUUGGUGCAGAUGUGGGUUGGUUUUGCGGACUCGGGACUGUGGGUGGAUGGGGGCGCGAUUCUGGGACCCAUGUUGGGGACGGUGGGGUACAAUGCGGAGGACGUGGCGUUCCAUGACACGCAGUUUAUGAGGUGCCUGAGGAGGCUGGAAGAGCAUCUCGCGGGGGAGGGGAAGGUGUGGUUAGUCCGCGAUGAGGAGGGGGCAGCUUCCGAGGGUGAUGGCGUGGUGGGAGAGGUUGAUGGCGGUGAAGAGUGUGGGGAGCGCGUUUGGGGUGCCGGUGAGGUUGGCGGAGAGGAGGCCUGCGGCGGAUGGGAGUGA
Molecule: messenger RNA, 612 nt
Organism: Paraphaeosphaeria sporulosa
Lineage: Eukaryota; Fungi; Ascomycota; Dothideomycetes; Pleosporales; Didymosphaeriaceae
Exons: 2
Coding region: 1-612 (203 amino acids)
Biological process (GO): translational elongation
Cellular component (GO): nucleus; cytoplasm
Source: RefSeq, a predicted model, not a curated record